Lymnaea stagnalis (great pond snail) is the source of this 3835-nucleotide messenger RNA. The record is from the annotation of a GenBank genome assembly. Lineage: Eukaryota; Metazoa; Mollusca; Gastropoda; Lymnaeidae.
GAAAAAAAUGGUACGAGCCACACCUUGCUGGGGUAAGUAUUUUAUUUCCGUGGCAUCAUUCUGAUAUAAUUGCAGAAAAAACAAUCAAAUUUAAUUAUUGAAAAGUUGUUAAAUAAUCAAAUUUACAUAGACUACUAUUUUGUAAUAAUUUAAAUAAAGCACAGCCAGGGAGAUACACAAAAAAUGUGGGGUUAAACUCAUGUAAUUGUUCCAUAACUGAAUCUAUGAAAAUAUUCAUAAUGUUAAUAUUAUCAUUUUUCUUAUAGUUUAUAGUUGCACAGAUUGUGAGGUACAACCAUUUAGAGAGAAAUCAUAUAACACUGAUUAUUUGUUAGAUUCUAAUAACUAAUACUGGUACUUAUAGUUAUGAUGUACUGGGCCUUUUUCUUGCCGUUUUAACACCUUGUUAUACAAAAAAAAAAUUCAAGACUUAGCAUAAAUUUAGUGAAGAAAUUUAGUUGUUUAAAUUUUCAGCCAACAACUUUACCAGGCCACAACAUCAACUUCAAACCACUGAAAAAGGGCAUUACUGAGCCUCAUAGGACGAGGGUGCGCCAACUGAGUCACGUUCUCUAUGAUAAAAUCACAGAGCUAAUGAACUCUUCUGAAUUGUCUGAGGAAAUAGUUAACAAACAAGUGCUUGUUACUUCAGUGAGUACCAGCUGCAUUUUAUUCUUUAUUCUAAUUACAUUCUGGGCUACUAGUAUAUCCAAGUUAAAUUUAUAAAAUAUUAUUAAACUUUGACCCUUUCAAACAGAGAUCCAGUUAUUUUGUUCAAGUUUUUAAAAUCGGAAGGACAUUGUUUUCUUUACCGGCAACAAUAACUUUUCUUUAGUUUUGAAAUUAUUAUACCACCAGAAUCGCUUUUUUUAACCCACUUCAUGUGAAUGAUGUGUAUAUGUUUAUAUGUGAAUGAUGUGUAUAUGUUUAAAUGUGAAUGAUGUUAUUAUUAUUAUUAUUAUUACUCCACUCAUCCCCUAUUUGCCAGGCGGAAGAUAAGAAUAAACAAUAAUGGUGGCAGUCCUGCCUCAGACAAUUCUUUGAUCUACCGGUAAACUAAAAAUGGUAAUGAAGCCUUGUUUACAUCCUGAUAAAGGAAAGGAAACUACUGGAUAUAAAUUGCCCAGUGCAGCAGAUGGCUAGGCCACAAGCGUCUUAUGUAAUUUUUGUUUACUCAAAUCGUCAAAUACUGUGUCUUAUAUUACGGGUGCGUCUUAUGUAAAAUAUUUUUUACACAAAUCGUCAAAACCCGCAUCUUAUAUAUGGGUUUGUCUUAUAUGUGCAAAAAAUACGGUAACUGUCACAGAUAUGAGUGUGUGAACAACUAAUGGAAGACAAGUAAUAUGCUUAAUAUUAGUGUUGGGACUUGUGAUGACUGGCCAAUCAGAGUGUUUGAUUGGACAAUUAGAGAAGAAAACAGUAGCGGUGAAGUGAAAAGAGAUCGUAGGAUUAUGUAAUCAAGAUUUGGUUAAUAACAUUUUCAAGUAAAAGAAGAUUAUAUUAUGGAAGUAGAAGAGGAAUUGAAAUUUUUGUGAUGUGAUUCUUACAACUACAGAAACUUUUUUUUUUUUAAAUAUAUUUCUCAUGACCACAAUCUAAUUUUGAUUAACUUCAUGCUAGAAUUAUUAAUAUACUUUGGUUUGGGUACCACAAUUAAGUACUACUGACUCUGAACAUGGAUGCAACAGAGGUGAAAUUGGGUACACGGCUUAGCCUCAAGGGGCCUCUCAUUCUUACAAAAGUUGGAGGAGCCUCAAUUUGUCUAUUCCAAAAAUAUAAUGAGAGAACAAAGAUGCAAUCGAACAUUCCCCUAAUUAUUGCACUCCUGUUGGCUUUCAACAUUUUUUAAAAAGUUUAAAUUAAAAAAAUUUUUUUACUUCUCUUGUGGAAACUUAAAUUGUGUUGUUUCAUUGACAGAAGAUUAGUCUACGCAUAAUCUAAUAUUGAGAAUUUUUUGUCACCAACACACAUAGGUAAAGAUGCAAUUAGAUUUCUCUAGUAUCCAUGUCUACUGGGACUGUCACAGAUCUGAUGCAGGGGAUUUAGAAACUUUAUUACUAAAUCAUGCAAACAAAUUAAGGUUUGAUAUUUUUUAUUGUAGACUACACAGAUAAUAAACUAUAUCACGACAUGCUAUAUUUGUACUUCAAUUUGGUAUGUACAGUGCUUCAAGCCUUUGGGGAUGAAGCAUGAUUUUAAAAUAAUCUUUAUUAUUAUUAUUAAUAUUAGGCCUUAACCAAUGAUUGUUAUGGUAAACAUUACUUUUUUAAAGUUUGAUUUAUGAAGGAAUGCCUCAAUUUCCAUUUGAACUCAGAAACCAUUAGUGUUUUGUUUGAAUAUUGGCUUGGAUGUUGUAAUUGUUUUAUUAAUUUCUUCAAUUGGUAUUUAAUAAGUAUAGAUAACUACCGUACUCAACUACUGGUAUAUAAAAUGAGUCUUAAUUGUUUUACAUUUUCACUAUAACACAUCAAUAUAUUUAUAAUAAUACACAUUUAAUUUUUCUUUCCAAUACAGAAGUUUACUAAUAUCCUAUCAUGUCUUGGGACGCAUUCCGCCUAUCAUCUUUAAGAAGGACAAGACGCAUGGUGACCUAGCUCUAAUUGAUCAGUUACUUGAAAUUGCAGACUACGGACCUGAUUAUGUCCCAUCAAACCCUCAUUUUCAGGUCAAAGGUUAUGGAGAAAUCUCCAGCUCGACACCUGAGGUUAAGAAUUAUGAUUUCGCUGCAGAAUUAUCCCAAAGCCUGACACAAAUGACUAUAGAUGAUUAUGGCGGUGCACAAAAUAAACAAGAAUCAAACUCAGACAGCGAUGUCUCAAAUCUUUCUGCUGGGAAACCUAACGAACUCCCUGGGGAUUCGUUAACCCCAGGCCUUAUAUUUCGAUCUGACAUUUAUGGUUUGCCCAGAGACAAACUGCUGAAGAAAAUUGUAGCCCAGAGAGACAGGGUGAAAUUUCAACCAGGGGAUUUAGAGACAGAACCUACAUCAGAUGAAGAGUUUGAUUCCAAGAGACUGUUGAACCAGAAAGACAAAGUCUUGCUGAAAGAGAAGAAAGGCUUCACCAAGAUGAAACAAAAACUCUUGGAGAGAGAAGUGGACGAUUUUUAAAGUGAAAAAUUGGCUAAUGAAGUUUAUUUCAUGGAUGUAAGUGAUGCAAGGAUAUUAAAGUUGAAGUGUGUUUGAAAUCUGUGACAAAUUUAGACAUUGAAAACAGCAGAGGCUAUUUUCCAGUGUGUUAGAAAAUGUUAGUAAUACUUGAAAUAAUAUAUUAUAAUAUACUGGUAUAUAUACCUAAGUAAUAAACUUAUGUCAAUGUGUUUAGCUGAGUUCAAUAGCGCACAAUAUAAAAUUCCCCAAAAGAGCUCCAAUGUGCACAUUUUUGUUCACAGGCUGCAAAAACUAACAAUUCCUGCACUAAAUGAAUUUUUUUUUAUAACAAUGAUUAGUGAUAGAAUUUUUUUGUUUUAUUUUACUGAAUCAGUUUAAAUCCUAUAAAUUAAUUAUACAGUCAAACCCCCUUAUCUCGACGUCGGUUAACUCGCCAACCCUAUUAUGUCGACAUUUUUGAAGUGGAACCGCCAAAUUCUCUCUUUGACCUAGCAUUUUCUCCUCGGUUAUGUCGAUUCUUUUAUGUCGCCGAAUCCUUAUAUCUCAAGCACAAAAGGCGGCCAAAUUUUCCACUUAACCUCAGUUAUCUCGAUCCCCAUGACCAAUCGCCGGCUUUUGAACUCCGCAAGAAGAAAUAGCAAACAACAAAUAAACAAGUUUUUUAUAAUUAAAAAUAAUUAUUUACCGGUAUUUCUCAAAAUACAUGAUUUUUGUUUUAGGAUGAAC